Messenger RNA from Xylaria bambusicola, 3985 nucleotides. RefSeq lists its product as uncharacterized. NCBI's taxonomy places the organism in Eukaryota, Fungi, Ascomycota, Sordariomycetes, Xylariales, Xylariaceae. Bases 233 to 3985 code for a protein of 1250 amino acids. The transcript is spliced from 2 exons. The record is from RefSeq and is a predicted model, not a curated record.
CCUUCAUAUGAAUUUAUCGAUCUGGAUUAUCAAUAUCUCUACUUAAGUAACUGCUGACGCUUACUAUCUUCAAUACAGGUUAUCUUGCUGAUUGCGGACAUCUCCUUAGACCCAAUGACAUAUUCAUAUCAAAUAAACUCUUCAUUGAUACCUUUGGUGCCCACGCAUCAUCUCAAGCCACAUAAAGGGCCACCCAUUGAAAUACUGUGUAGCAUCCUCAGUUCAUCCAACAAUGAGAUCGAACUGCCUGCGCCUUGCUAAGUUGCGUCCGAAACGUAAUGCCCCGCAGAGCAAUAAACUGCAUUCGAAACUAUGGCGGCCAUUCUGGCAUCACCCUAUCAUUCUUAUCACUUUUGUUUUUCUGUUCUUGUUGCUCUUGGUCUCGCUAAUAAUCCUAUGGAACUAUGACCGAAAAAACAAUGGCAUCCCCAUCACAAUUUCGAAGAGCCACUACUCCUGGAAGUAUGGGCCAACGGUCAUUCUGACUGUUAUUCUCAGCCUCUGGACGCAGGUAGACUAUUACACCAAGUUGUUACAGCCAUGGGGAGCGAUGAAGACUCGAACAACCAGCUCUUCCCGAAGCCUCCUACUAGACUAUAUAUCACCAAUCAGCGUUCAGACCCUAUGUAAAGCUACAAGAAACCGCCAUUUUUCAGUAGCACUAUCUGUGCUUAUACUGAGUCUACUACAACUCGUCAUCUUCCUAUCGACCGGUCUCCUUCAGUCAAAAUCUACACUAGUAUCUGAGAAUCACCCAUUAACCAUCGAUACUAGAUUUGACAUGUCUCGAGUGGAUGAAACCCUUAAUCAUCAGAAUUUGACCAGGGAUAACCCAGACUGGAUGUCACACAUAACUUCAUCUCCCAGACCAGCAUACGCUUUACAGGCCUUGCUUCAGGGAAAAAUACAAUACCCACAGGGAACUCAAUCCCGGAAUGCCUUCCAGACCAUUGAUUCUCCUUCAGACAUAGCCAAUAUCACCGGUAUGUCGGCAAUAGUCGAGGCUUUUACUCCAGACAUAAGCUGCGAAACGCCUUCGGAUCUACUACUUGAUGUUCAGCCAAAUAUAUAUCCUCACGAUGAUUGGUACGAAAACAUCAAGUUCACAUUCAAAAGUCGAGUCUGUUACAGCGACUGGAGGGAUCAAGUAAAUACUGGCCCCGUAAUAUAUGGUCUGCAGGUAAUCAACUGUCAUGAACCACCCAGAACUACGAAUGAAACGAGAAGGGAUAAGAUGUCGACGCGAAAUGAUACAGGGCCUGAUCAAGUAUUGUUCUUUCUGAUUACGGAAGCAGUGUAUCCGUAUCAACAUUACAGCAAUGGAUCCUAUGCUGUGCUGAGACAAUCAGCAACGGCUUGCCAGGUUGGAUACAAGAUUGAACGCGGAACAUUAACCCAGAAUCUAGUUCCAUCUGUCCCUCAAUCUGGUCUAUCUGAUCUUUCAUUGACUAGGUCCCAUAUCAAAGGGCUGAAUGGAACUCAGCUCUUAACAAUUGCUUUAGGAGCGUCAGAAGCUACAGGGUUCCUCAAAGAUCCUUAUGGGCUCUUCACCUUAUUAAAAUCCAGUUGGAAAGAUCCGGAUGCCUGGAACGAGAGCUUAUUUGACCCCGAUACAAUGCGAAAUACGGCACGUGAUGUUCUCGCAGGUCUCUGCGUUCAAGUCAUUCACGAUCAAUUCAUGUCACCAGAUAACACGACUACCCCAGGCACCGUAACUUACUUUGAAGAUAGACUUCGGCUUCAGAGCGCAUUUUUAUGGCCGAUGGUUGUUUUGACAGCAAUCAUUAGCGUCCUAUCAUUCGCCUUUCUCCUGAACAGGCCUGGUGCGGCAGUAUCGCAAGAUCCUGGUUUAAUCGGUACUCAUGCUGCUAUUUUAUCCUCUAGCCGAGUCUUAGGUAACUUGCUUCGAACAGUUGGAGAUAUGCGCACUGAAGAGCUCGAAAAAUCGCUUGAUGGAAGUUUUUUCAAAACAUCCAUCAACCAGGAAGGAAGAUUUUCUAUCACGGUCAAAGGAGAAUCGUUCGUUUCGGGCGAGAAACCUCAGCAGCCAUCUGAUUCAAUGACGGGGCCUCUAUUGAACCCCGAAGAUAGAAACAUCAAAUCAGGUCCUUGGAUUCCUUUUACCUUUACAUAUCCGUUUCUCUCACUCCUUUUCAUCCUCCCGACGUUGGCAAUCGGUGCUCUAGAAGUUUUAUACCGUGUAGCAAAGAAAAACCACGGUCUCACCAACGCAGAUGACAAUAUUUUCCAAACUCUUUCUAUAUAUGUCUCAGCCGGUGUGACAUUGACGAUUGCAGCAACCUUUAGCAGUUUCAACUCCACUGCUACAUCUUUCUCUCCCUAUCAUGCAUUAUCAAUCAGUGGAAGUAAAGCCAAUCACAGCGUCUUGGUGAACUUCUUCGGCUCUUUACCUCCUAUUACCUUGUACCGCACUCUGAAAGAACGAUAUUACUCAGUUUCCCUUUCCUCCGUUGCCGGAAUCAUCGGUAGUGGGCUUACUAUCGUGGUAUCGGGCCUCUGGAUCACAAAUCAGUCUACCAGUAUCACUACUGAUUUCGAAACCAGGCAAACAACAACAUGGGAUUUAAACUGGCCACAUAGUGCCACUGAUGAUGGUGGAGCUUCUUCAUUACUCAAUAUUCUCCAACAGAACUUGUCAAUUGCACCACCAGCUGGUAUAUGGGAUGACCUCGUCUUUCCAGAGUGGAACAGCAGAAGCCUAUACAACACAUCAAGUGACAAUACGACAGACAGCGUUAAAUUGAGUCUUUCAGCACUUAGACCCGAACUUACAUGUGACUUCGUUCUUCAGACAGGAGUAUCAAGAGAUUUGGAUUUGGACCCCGGCAUAUCUAGGCAACUUGAACUCCCUGAAAACUGCGCCUGGAGACAUGGAGACUUGACUGGAAUGCAAUUUAAUCUGUCGUAUAACCAGGUCGACACCGUACCAAUCUGGACAAGCGCCGUUUUCGAUGUUCCUACCAUUCCAUGGAGCGGUACGAACCGCGACCUUUUCUUUGACUACAGCUUAUCGAAGAUUUCGAAUUCAACAGCGAGAGUAGGAAGCGAAAUGGCCAAUAAUAGCCUCAAUGGUUGUCCUUCGUUUUCCAUUUUUAAUUCACUCACAGCGGGAAGCUUCAGUACCUUCGACAUAUAUCUCGCCAACACCACCACUUUAAUGUGUUAUCAGAGGAUCCAGCAAGUACAGACUUCAGUUGUACUGAAAUCAGAAGCACAUGGUAGGCUAGAGGUGUCAAACUUGUUGUCGGCGCCCGUUCCAGAUGAGCAGUCGGCUAUUUACUUGACAAAUAGCCGUGAUAACUCCAGCUUGUUUCGAUACCAAAUUGAGCCUCAUCUAGCUCGCAACUUGAGCCAACCGUUACAAGGUCGAUAUCACCCCUUUUUCUCUCUCAUAACACCUGGAAAUUUCACCGAAGUAUUCCUGCACUAUAAAAGUCUAGACGAAUACAAAGCUGCAAUUAACAAGGCCUAUAAAAGCUACAUGGUUCAAGUCAUCAAUUCAUCAAUCUUUCGGAAAAACGUUACGGGUUCCUCAACUGAGGAUGCUCCCAUGAUUAAAGGAACACUCCACCAGAGAGUCGGCCGUCUUACCAUCGACUACACGUCAAAACUAGUAUUGCAAAUCAUGCUAUCGAUAAUGCUACUCUUGGAAGCGGGUGCGCUUUGGAAGAUGAAUCUACGAGGUACGCUACCGCGAAAGCCGUACUCGAUUGCUAGCAUUAUGGGGUUCUUGGCAGGUAGCAGCAUCUGCGAACCCACAUUCAUGCCGAACGGGGCGGAAUGGAUGAACAAAGAAGAAUUGUCCAGGCUAUUUGGCGAUCGAACACUCGGACUUGGCUGGUGGGAUGAUGAGCACCGUGAUGCAAGGAACGAGGAGACUGAGCAUCCCAAAACCCUCAGAUAUGGGAUCGACUUUGGUGAACCUCGAGAACGGUCAUUAAGAGCAAAUCGUAUGAGUGAAUAG